This is a messenger RNA of Drosophila subobscura, 533 nucleotides long. RefSeq lists its product as uncharacterized. NCBI's taxonomy places the organism in Eukaryota, Metazoa, Arthropoda, Insecta, Diptera, Drosophilidae. The transcript has a single exon. Bases 281 to 472 code for a protein of 63 amino acids. The record is from RefSeq and is a predicted model, not a curated record.
AGUGCUCACGAAGUGAAGACGUUUCAUUGCCGCCCAGCCAAUCCAAUUGUUUGUCUACCCCCCGCUCAUUUUCCGCCGCGUGCCGUCGACCGUCGCGAACAAAGAGUGGAAAAUUUCCAAGUCAGCAGAAAAAUCCUUUUGUGUUGCGGAGUACCCGAGUGGAAGGGACAAGUGGAAAAACACCUGAAGAACUGCUUGCUGCGCUGCUUUGCUGCUGGUCAAGAAAAGAUCGUCUUUUCUGGCCCAAAAUUCUGAUCGUUCCGGCUUUGAUUUUCUUUGGAUGGGUGUGAGGCGUAGUAUGCAAGAGAACUGCUGCAAUAAGGACUGCCUGGGUCUCCGAAAGCGUGUCUGUGGUCUCCAUCAAACCUUCAAGUGGCUGCACCAGACCCCCGCCCUGCACGAGUACCUCAUCUCCGCCAGUUCGGUUGCUGCAAACACAGGCAAGGCGAGCGAGCCCAGAGCGACAGUCUAAAGUCCACCCUAAGACCAAAGCAAAAACACCAAACGAAUAUAGAUCGACAAUAUUAGCUAAA